GCAGGAUCUAGGGUUAGAGUUAAUGUAGAAGUAGGAUGUACCUACUGAAAGUCUUAACCCCUCCUCUUCAGUCAAAGGAUAUCUUUAUUGUAUCAACUAUCACUCUGACAUAUUCACUCUGGACAAGCAAGAAUGAACCACAAGAAAGAAAAGAAAAAGGGCAAAGACAAUUUCAGUGUUGAAGAGUUUAACAGCAUCAGCCGCUGUUUUCAGGAGACAAGGUCUGCCUUAAUAAAGGGAGAUAAAACACUGGAAUCACUCUCAAAAAGCAAAUGUGAGAACAUACGAUCUGCUCCCCAAAAGUCUUCAGCUUUCCUCUCCCUCAUCUGUGGGGCAAGUACAUUGGGUUCAACUGGCGACCACAGUUACAGGAGAACUGAAGAUGUGAAAAAAGAUAACUCAAGAACUUCCUUGAUUGAAUCUAUUCAAGAACAGCACAGAAUAAUAAGGUCUGCUGUAGAACAUGGGGAGAAAUCCCUGAUUUCACUUCAAGAAAGGAUGGUGAAUACUCAGGAAGCACUUGAAAUAACAAGACGUGCUGCAGAUGAUAAAGAUGAAGAAUUGAAAUCAUUUAAAGACAGAGUAGCAGAGGAUUUUGCUUCUUCAAUACAAACAGGAAAAGCCAUCAACCUUAACAAUCCUGUUAGUAAACCAAGGCUAAUAGAAUUAUAUGACGAACUGAGAUUCAACUGGAAAAAUUUUAAAACGGAUCUGAUAUCAAAACGGGGAAGUCCAAAAAGUGUCAUAAAACUGAUACAGCAAAAGUUUAUGGAAGCAAAAGCUGACAUGGAAAAAAAGAGGAAGGAGAUAGAAGACGUAUUUGGACUGAAUACACCUAAAAGAGAUCCAGCACCUUUGAAGGUUAAAGAGUACUGUCAGCUGAGUAUUCAGAAUCUGCAACGGGCUAUCUACAGUGAGAAACAAGAGGGUUUAAAGUAUCCUACACUUGUACAUAAACAAGAAACCCUUGAGGAUGUGAUGAAUCGUUUGGGCAGUGAGUGCUACUGGUUGGGCCGUCUGAUGGCUCUGAAUUAUCCUCCUCUUGAACCUGAUUGGGAGAAUCCCACCCAAACAUUGGAAAUGUGGAACAUUCUCCCUCAAUGCAUCACUGAGUCUCAAAAGAAUGAACAAGACAUAACUUAUAUUUGAAAGCCUUGAAUUUUCACAAGUUAAAGAAUGCUAUAUAGUUUACCUGCUUGAAAUUAUGCAAGAUGCUUUACCAUUUGUUUGUGUAAAAUGCUAGAUUACUUGUCAACUUUACUGAAUUAAAAAUUAUAAAGUAUGAAAUA
Messenger RNA from Girardinichthys multiradiatus, 1289 nucleotides. RefSeq lists its product as uncharacterized. The coding region runs from base 133 to 1149 and encodes 338 amino acids. The record is from RefSeq and is a predicted model, not a curated record. The transcript is spliced from 13 exons. NCBI's taxonomy places the organism in Eukaryota, Metazoa, Chordata, Actinopteri, Cyprinodontiformes, Goodeidae.